UUCAAAGUUCGGAUCUUAAUCAUUCGGAUCUUUCGUUUUCUGUCGUGAGGACGUCGUUUGAUACAUUGGUUUUGAUUCCUAUUAUAACGGCGCAAUGGGUGAUCAAGAACGGGGACGCCGCCGUCCCUUAGACGACUCCGAUCGCAGUCCAAGAUCAGUGCAAGAGCCGCGAGCAAAAGUCUUCCGUGAUAAUGGACCCCAUAAUAGAGAUAGGUCGGAGGCUUCGAGGUCAUACAGAGGAGCUUCAUCAUACCAUGGAGCCUCUACAUCCCGUGGCAUUGUCGGAUCAACAGCUUGCGCGGUAGAAGCCCCAUCAGUGUCUGGUGCAAGUGCUCCGUCAACUCAUGGCAGUGGUCCCAAUACUGAACGCAGGCGGGUUGAUCGGUAUGAAAUUGUUAAUUCAAGACCGGCGGAUAUCGUGACUAAGCGGGGACAGGAUGGUACACCAAUUAAAUUGUUGUCAAACUUUUAUCGUUUGAAAACCAAACCACAAUGGCGCAUUGUCCACUAUCACGUGGAUUUUGCGCCUGAGGUCGAGGUGGUGCGAGUGCGUUGUGGAAUAUUAUCAGAGCAUGCCAGAAUCUUGGGCACCGGCUACCUCUUUGAUGGCGCCCAGCUGUUUACGACCAAGAAAUUUGAACAGGAUGUAACAGUGCUGCAGGCAACCUCAAAGCAAGGCGUCAAUUAUACAAUUACAAUCAAGUUUGUGGGCUAUAUAUCGGCAGCCGAGCCGCGCUUUCUGCAAGUGUUGAAUUUAAUUUUGCGUCGUUCAAUGAAGGGUCUUAAUCUGGAGCAGGUCGGACGUAAUCUUUUUGAUCCGCACGCACGGAUUAAACUGUUUGAAGUGGAACUUUGGCCAGGCUACGAAACGUCCAUCCGUCAACACGAAUCGGAUAUAUUAGUUUGCGCCGAAAUCACACACAAGGUGAUGCGCUCGGAAACAAUUUAUGACAUACUAAAAAGGACUACCCAUUCCGAUCGCUAUAUAGAAGAAUGUCGUCUUAACACAUUGGGUUUAGUUGUACUCACGGACUACAAUAAUAAAACUUAUCGUAUUAAUGAAUUGGACUUUUCACAAUCCCCACUUUCCACAUUCAACUGCAAAGGAAAAGAUACGACUUUUGUUGAAUACUAUCUGACGAAAUACAAUAUUCGCAUAAGGGACCACCGUCAACCUCUGAUCUUAUCAAAAAAUAGAGACAAAGCCCAAAAUAACAAAGCCAAUGACAUUGUACUGCUUAUUCCUGAACUGUGCCGCGUCACUGGACUGACCGAUGAUAUGCGCAAAAAAAUGGAUUUCAUGCGUGCAUUAGCGAAUCAUACACGCAUGAAUCCAGGCAGACGAAUCGAACGCUUGCAAACAUUCAACCGGCGAUUGCAGACAACAGCGGAUAGUGUCAAGGUCUUAAAAGAUUGGAACAUGCAAUUAGAUGACAAAUUAAUUGAGGUUCAGGGUCGCGUAAUUGCACCUCAACGAAUUGUCUUCAAUAAUAGAAGUCGCGUUUCUGCUGGAGACAAUGCAGAUUGGACACGUUAUUUUCGGGAUCAACAGAUGCUCACCACACCCAGAGAGGGUUUAGAUCGAUGGGCAGUUAUUGUACCGGAACGCAACUUGCGAGACUUGAAACAGUUGCUGGAUAAUCUGCACCGUGCCGCAAGAGGAAUGGGUUUUAAUAUCCAGAAACCUCGCGAAUCUUGGAUUAAAGAUGAUUGCACCAGUACGUAUAUUCAAGCUCUGGACGACUGCGCCCGCUGUGAUCCCAAACUGAUUCUUUGUUUCUUUGCAAGGAAUAAUCCAGAAAGAUACGCUGCGAUUAAGAAGAGAGGGUAUGUGGAUAGAGCUAUUCCUACCCAGGUGGUAACCACAAAUGCUAAUAGAAACGGCUUGAGCGUGGCCACAAAAAUUGCAAUACAAAUCAAUUGCAAACUGGGCUAUACGCCGUGGAUGAUCGAGCUGCCCCUGUCUGGUCUAAUGACCAUUGGGUUUGAUAUAGCCAAGUGUUCGCGAAAUCGCUCCAAGGCUUAUGGCGCAUUGGUGGCCUCAAUGGAUCUGCAACAGAAUUCAACAUUCUUCAGUACCGUCGCUGAGUGCAGCGCCUAUGAUGUAUUGGCCAAUAAUCUGUGGCCAAUGAUAUUAAAAGCUUUGAGGCAAUAUGAACGCGAGCAUAAAAAGUUGCCGACUCGUAUCAUAUUUUACCGUGAUGGCGUUAGCUCGGGCUCCUUAAAACAGUUGUUCGAAUACGAGGUCAAGGACAUUGUCGAAAAAUUGGAUGCUGAAUAUAAGCGCGUGUCGUCCACUACCGCACCGAUGCUCGCCUACAUUGUAGUCACCAAAUCAUCGAACACACGUUUCUUUUUAGACAGUAUGCGAAACCCUCCGCCAGGAACUGUCGUCGAUGAUGUUGUUACGUUGCCUGAACGCUACGAUUUUUACCUUGUGUCGCAGACGGUACGUCAGGGCACAGUUUCACCCACUAGCUAUAAUGUACUUUAUAGUAACAUACGCUUAAGUCCAGAUCAACUUCAGAAGUUGACUUAUAAAAUGUGUCAUUUGUAUUACAACUGGUCAGGAACCACUCGAGUGCCAGCUGUGUGUCAGUAUGCUAACAAACUUGCUACACUCGUUGGAACUCACUUGCACGCCAUACCUCAAUGUGCACUAGAGAAAAAAUUCUAUUAUCUUUAAGAUCAACUUUUAUAUUUUGAGUGAAAUAAUAUGCUAUUUUUAAGUUCAUAGUUUUCAAAAAGUUUUGAAUGGAGAAACUCAUUUUAUGCUUUACACAACUGAAUGUAAUUCCUUUGUUUAUUUUAAUAAGACUUCCACUACGGAAGUACGUACUUAAUUUUGCUAAUAUGUUUAGAUUAUAUUUAAGGAAAUAUAAAUGCUAAAUUUUUAUGUUAAAAUAUCGUAA
Molecule: messenger RNA, 2912 nt
Organism: Drosophila virilis
Lineage: Eukaryota; Metazoa; Arthropoda; Insecta; Diptera; Drosophilidae
Gene: piwi
Product: P-element induced wimpy testis
Biological process (GO): regulatory ncRNA-mediated gene silencing
Cellular component (GO): P granule
Molecular function (GO): piRNA binding; RNA endonuclease activity; protein binding
Source: RefSeq, a predicted model, not a curated record